Messenger RNA from Drosophila sulfurigaster albostrigata, 1456 nucleotides. Its product is annotated as microfibril-associated glycoprotein 4. Lineage: Eukaryota; Metazoa; Arthropoda; Insecta; Diptera; Drosophilidae. The record is from RefSeq and is a predicted model, not a curated record.
CUUGUGCUCAGUAUAGUUGCGAAUCAGAACUGGAGAUGUCGCAGAUGCUGCAGCUGGACGCUUUGGUCACCAUGUUGGCCUGUCUGACCACAACGCAAAACGAUCUGGGCAGUCAGAUGAUUCCCCUUACUAAUUCGACAACUGAGAGCUGUCCGCUGUCCACAUUUAGUGGACUGACAACACGAAUUCAGACAUUAUCCACAGAGAUCGCGAGCUUUAAGGAAAAAAUAAGUGACUUGCAGGAGCAACUGGUGGAUCUUCGUCGCUCAGGUGCACCGCGAAUAAUUAGCACUCCUGCAGUGCCCAGAGGUUUCAGCUCACGGAUUUAUGAAGCUGCACCUCGCACGCUGGCGGUCGCAGCAUCGCCAUCGGCAGCAAUUUUGCCGGGCAAAGUUGGCUUGGAGGUGUUGACCAGCGAGCCAAGCACCCCGCUCAAUUGCCUGAAGCAGCAGCACGGCGUUGUGCGCAUCCGUCCACGCGCCAACAUCGAUCCGUUCUUUGUGUUCUGCGAUCAGAAGACACGCGGCGGUGGCUGGACUGUGGUUGUGAAUCGUUUCGAUGGCAGCGAAGACUUCAAUCGCAAGUGGGCGGACUAUAAGAUUGGCUUUGGGCCGUUGACGGCGGAGUUCUUUUUGGGGCUGGAGAAAUUUCAUCAGAUUAGUAGCAGCGAAGACUGCGAGUUGUUGGUGCAGCUGGAGAAUCGCAAGCAGGAACCACGCUAUGCCAUCUAUGAUCAUUUCAGCAUUGGAGGGGAGUCCGAACAGUAUCGCUUAAAUGUGUUGGGAAAGUAUCAAGGCGAUGCCUCCGAUGCUCUGCGCCAGCAUACGGGCAAAAAGUUUAGCACCUUCGACAAGGAUAACGAUGAGAGCGAAUCGAAUUGUGCUGUUGCCCAAUCGGCAGCCUUUUGGUAUGGCAACUCGUGUACUUUAAGUAAUCCAUUCGGACUUUAUCAGCGACUGCUUGAGCGCGAUGUGGACAGCUUUAAGGGCAUCUUGUGGCGUGGUUUUCUCGAUGGGCCCAAGGGAUCUUUAAAGCGAGUGCGUAUGCUUUUAAGGCCACGCUCCAAUGGCAAAAGUUAAAGGUGUCCCUUUUGCCACACAUGAAGCUAAUCGAAAUCUAUACUCGUAUUAUAUGUUUAUAAAUAUUUUAUGCUUAAGUAUACAGUCUAAAAUCUUAAGAAGCGCUGCAGUGAUUUGAAAAAAUGAGAAUACUACAUUUUUGUUUGUUUUUCUAUAAAUGUGGUAAUACAUAUUGUAUAACAAACCAUAUAAAAAAGCGCAUUUAAUAAUAAUUUCAAUUAAAUAAUUAAAAGUAGUUCAUAGUUUUGUUGACUUUAAUACAUUCGAACUUACCAGAAGUUAAGUCGCAAUUAUCAAGAACUUUCAGAACUGUGUUUGUUGAUUAGUUGUCUAAAGCUGGCGGUUGAAGGUUUCUUUUUAUUCCGCGCAUAUUUUAU